AAUGUUUUGUCUUUCUUUGUGUGAAAACCGUGAAAAUUCUACGGAUCGGUUUAUCUGUAGAUUAGACAAUUUGGAUGGUAUGAAUUGUAAGGUAGUUCUACAAAUUUAGACAUCUCGCCCCAGAGUCACCAGGGGUUCUGACGAAAGAACGGAGGCCGACAGUAGAAUCAUUCACCACUUAACGGAAACAAUCUACUAGGCCCGCAAAGUCUUGCUAUACAUCACAAUCUAAGACGUUAAGUUGUUAUGCUCACGAACCGUUGACAACUGAAAAGCGCAUUUCGUGACUGUGUGAACCGUGGAUAAUCGGUAAUCAAGUCUUGUUAUCAGUAGCCAAGCGGGGUACACAUAUAAUGUUGCUUAAAACACAUCUAGAUUUAAUCACCGGUCCGGUGGAUCGUGCCCUAGCGGGAAAGGCACCCUGGCAGAUUGUGGCCAUAACAACAACCACUGUUCUUAGUGCCGUCUGGUUGUGGGAGCUGCUCAGUGAGGACGAAAGUCUCUAUUCCCGCAUCCGGCGUCGCUUUUUCAAAAUUGCCCGCAAGCUACCGGCAGUGCAGCGGAAGAUUGAUGGGGAAAUUAAAAAAAUCAACGACGGUUUCGUACGAGAAGCUUCCCAGUAUGGGAAGUUCACCACCGUUCUACCACAGGACGGCCUAACUGACGAGCAGAUAUUGCAAAAGGUAGACGAUUAUCUGGCGCUUGGUCACUACAAAUGGAAGGAGGGCUUUAUAUCUGGUGCCGUUUACUACUAUAACCCGAAGCUAGUGAAACUUGUUACCGAUGUGUACGGAAAGGCUUCCUAUACCAACCCACUCCAUGCGGAUGUUUUUCCUGGCAUUUGUAAGAUGGAAGCCGAAGUGGUUCGAAUGACAGCUACUCUGUUCAGUGGGGGAAGUAAUGCCUGCGGAACGAUGACAACCGGUGGGACGGAAUCCAUCAUGAUGGCUUGUAAGGCUUAUCGAGACUACGGUCGAAGUGUGAAGGGUAUUACGAAGCCCAACAUUGUACUGCCAAAGACAGCGCAUACGGCGUUCGAUAAAUCAGCCAAGUACUUUGGAAUGUACACUAAAACGGUUCCGGUGAAUCGAGAAACCACCGAAGUAGAUCUAAGGGCUAUGGAACGCGCUAUUAACCGUAAUACGGUAAUGCUAGUUGGUUCCGCUCCGAACUACCCGUAUGGAACUAUGGAUGAUAUUGUGGCGAUUGCCAAGCUGGGCAAGAAAUACAAUAUUCCAGUUCAUGUGGAUGCUUGCUUGGGAGGUUUUCUGAUUAUCUUCAUGAAACGCGCUGGAUAUCAGAUUAAACCGUUCGACUUCAGCGUGGACGGAGUUACUAGUAUUUCGGCAGAUACCCACAAGUACGGUUUCACGCCGAAGGGAUCGUCGGUUAUUUUAUAUUCGGAUAAAAUCUACCGACAUCAUCAGUACACAGUAACAACGGAGUGGCCUGGCGGCGUGUACGGUUCACCCACUGUGAAUGGAUCUCGCGCCGGUGGUAUCAUUGCAGCGACCUGGGCGACGAUGAUGAACUUCGGACUUGACGGUUACGUGGAAUCGACUAAACGAAUUAUCGACACCACUCGCUAUAUUGAACAACAGCUUCGUAAAAUUUCUAAUAUAUACCUCUUUGGAACUCCGGCUACCAGUGUGAUAGCAAUUGGUUCGAAGGACUUCGACAUUUACCGUUUGUCGUCUGAAUUGAAUGCGCUCGGCUGGAACUUGAACAGUUUGCAGUUUCCAUCCGGGAUUCACAUAUGCGUGACAUAUAUGCACACUCAAGAUGGCAUAGCGGACAAAUUCGUGAACGACGUUCAAUCCAAAGUAGCGCUUAUUAUGCAGAAUCCCGAAAAACCAGUGGAAGGAAAGAUGGCUAUCUACGGAGUGGCCCAGGCUGUGCCCGAUCGCGAGGUAAUUGGGGAUUUCACCAAAUGUUUCAUCGACUCGAUGUACUAUACUGUAGAAGAAAGCAAGUAAUAUUAACUUGGGCGGGUUUUACUUUAUUAUAAAAAGCGGACUGAAAAGAGAAAAUAUACAUACUCGUUGACAGC
Sabethes cyaneus is the source of this 2050-nucleotide messenger RNA. It is a transcript of the gene Sply, whose product is annotated as sphingosine-1-phosphate lyase. Lineage: Eukaryota; Metazoa; Arthropoda; Insecta; Diptera; Culicidae. Gene Ontology annotation, molecular function: pyridoxal phosphate binding; sphinganine-1-phosphate aldolase activity. The transcript has 7 exons. Gene Ontology annotation, cellular component: endoplasmic reticulum. The record is from RefSeq and is a predicted model, not a curated record. The coding region runs from base 354 to 1976 and encodes 540 amino acids. Gene Ontology annotation, biological process: carboxylic acid metabolic process; sphingolipid catabolic process.